CAUAAUACCUCCAUCUUCAAGCCAGCCAUCUUCUGCAGUGGUUUCAACCCCGGGAUGCACGCCUGCAAGCCUCAUGGGAGCCCCUAAUCCCCUCGUCACAGUCGAGCCCUUCCUGCCAGCGAUCCGCAGCCAUCCCGGUCCUGUGUACGAGUGUGGAGAAGGGGUCUUCCAACCCGUCCUCGCAGGCAAUUCAUCUUGCACUGGUUUUGGACCUAGAACAACAACGUGUCCCGAGAUCAUUUCAAACGACCGCAUCAUACCUCCAUCUUCAAGCCAGCCAUCUUCUGCAGUGGUUUCAACCCCGGGAUGCACGCCUGCAAGCCUUAUGGAAGCCCCUAAUCUCCUCGUCACAGUCGAGCCCUUCCUGCCAGCGACCCGCAGCCAUCCCGGUCCUGUGUACGAGUGUGGAGAAGGGGUCUUCCAAGCACCGUUUACAGGCGAGUACACUUGUAAUCCCAGCAACUGUCUCUCUGUGCCCGUUGUUCCAUAUUCCAGAAUUUCAAACACGCCAUCGAAUACCACGGUUACAAAUCCGGUGUUUAAUGAUACCUUGCUGAUUUAUUAUCAGAACGCUGGAGGAAUGAACUGCGACGUUACCAAAUACUACCUAGCAACAUCCGACGGCUGCUACGAUGUUGUAGUACUGACCGAAACCUGGCUUGAUCCCCGAACCACAUCCAGUUCGGUUUUCGGUCCCGAUUACGAAGUAUUUCGCUGCGACCGGAGCCCCAGAAACAGCCGCAAACUAACAGGUGGUGGUGUCCUCAUAGCUGUGAAGAAGACACGCAGGGUCACCAAUAUCCAAAACGACCUAUGGGGAAGCGUCGAGCAAGUGUGGGUUCGUAUCCAGCUGUCAAACCGCUCUAUCUUCCUUUGCGGAAUCUACUUCCCGCCAGAUCGUAUACGUGAUGAAUCAUUGAUCGAUACGCAUAACCUGUCUAUUAUGUCAGUUGUCGAAACUGCCUCAGCUACGGAUGAAAUCAUCGUCAUUGGGGACUUCAACCUACCUGGAAUUUCAUGGCGGUCGUCCUGCAAUGGGUUUCUCUAUCCCGACGUCGAACACUCCUCUAUACACAACGGUGCUUCCAAACUCCUCGAUUGUUACAGUACCGCUACGUUAAGACAGAUUAAUCAAGUGACUAAUGAAAACAACCGCUGUUUGGAUUUAUGUUUCGUUAGCGCUCAAGAAGAAGCUCCAGUUAUUAUCGAGGCUCCGUUACCUUUGGUCAAAGAUGUCAAUCACCACAAAGCGUUAGUUAUCACACUCCAUGAUCACCAGAUUAGCUUGGCGCAAUCGAUCAGUUCGGUUUUUUACGAUUUUCGUAAAGCCGACCAUCAGAGCAUUAUCGAAUACCUGGCAGCUAUUGACUGGAACGAUGUUCUCGAUGAACGUGACGUGGACAUUGCAGCGCGGACUCUCUCGCACAUUCUGGGACAUAUCGUCGAUAGGCAUGUGCCUAAAAAGAUUCGCGCCAACAAUGACCAUCCAUGGAUAUCUCGCGAUCUGCGCAGGAUGAAGACAACGAAACGAGCAGCACUUAAGCGUUAUUCGAAAUACCGGACCUUCUCUCUCCGUGAGCACUAUACCAGACUGAACUCGGCGUACAAGGUCGCUAGUCGUCUGUGUUUUAAUCGAUAUCAGCGCAAAAUUCAGCAAAAUCUGAAGUCCAAACCGCAGGAGUUUUGGAGGUUCGUGAAUGAGAAGAGGAAAGAAUCUGGUCUUCCUACGACGAUGACUUUGGACGAAAAUGUGGCAUCCACACCAGACACUAUUUGCCAGCUUUUUGCAGAAAAGUUCUCCAGCAUUUUCUGCAAUGAAACUCUUCCGGCAGCGAUUCAUUGGCGUAGCUAG
Molecule: messenger RNA, 1852 nt
Organism: Aedes albopictus (Asian tiger mosquito)
Lineage: Eukaryota; Metazoa; Arthropoda; Insecta; Diptera; Culicidae
Exons: 2
Coding region: 74-1852 (592 amino acids)
Molecular function (GO): catalytic activity
Source: RefSeq, a predicted model, not a curated record